GAUCAUUGAACACUUGUUGAUGGUACCUCUCAUAAAUUGUUUAUCAUUUCGAUAAGCGCAGUAGGAAUUGUGUUUAUUUAAUGACAAGAUGGUGUUCAAGUGCCAGGAGGACAGUUUCCUGAAGCAGUUCAAGACGAAAAUCGUGAGCAGCGAGUUUGCGACUUUGGAUUGGACGAAACCCCAUGGAGGAGUCGAGAAACUGAAGGGCUUCAAUGUGAUCUGCGAGGACACGAUAUUAUUUCCCGAGGGCGGUGGUCAGCCCUGCGAUUACGGGACUCUCGGAGGAUUUCCGGUGAGAAAUGUCCAGAGGAAGGGCACCACGGCCGUUCAUUUUGUGGAGUCCCCGACUAGUUUCGAGCAGGAUGCAGAGGUUCUCCAGACACUCGAUUAUGCACGGAGGCUGGAUCACAUGCAACAGCACUCGGGGCAGCAUCUAAUAACUGCCCUAUUCGAUAGGGAGUUCAAGUACGACACGACCUCUUGGUCCCUGGGCUCCAGUGUUUCGCACAUCCAGCUGAGUACGCCCCAUCUGAUUAGUCGCGAAUCGCUGGACCUCAUCGAACGACAGGCCAACGAUCUGAUUCGGGAGGGCCGUGAGGUCAGUGUGGUCCUGGUGGAUCCCGAGGUGGCGCAGGAGUUCCAGGAUGCCAGAGCCCCACGUGGUCUGCCCAAGGAUCACGAGGGUCUGGCCAGGGUGGUCCGCAUCGAGGGCAUCGAGAGCAACAUGUGCUGCGGCACCCACGUCUCUAAUCUUUCCCAACUGCAGUGCAUCAAGCUGCUCUUCGCCGAGAAGGUGAAGACCAAUAUCUUCGUCCACUUCGUGGUCGGCGAGAGGGUCCUCGGAAAGCUCGGCGAGGUCUUCCAGCGCGAACAGCAGCUCACCCAAGCCCUCAAAGGUGGUCCGGGUCAGCACUUGGAGCUCGUCCAGAAGCUACAGCAGAAUGUGAAGGGCAGUCGGAAGUACUUCGUGCAGCUGCUGAAGGACUUUGCCACCGCGGAGGCCGAGCGCCUGGAGGAUCUGCCCAAGAAGGAGCGUCCCAAGUACUUCGCCCUCCAUCGACGCGAUGGCAUCGAGGUGGACUUCAUCAACACAUUCUUGAGGGUGGCGCCCGAGGGAAUCUUUUACUUCCUCACAGUUUCCGAGGGCGUUUCCGCUGGCAGCAGUGCUAAAGGACAUCUGGUGCUGCGCGGAGACCCGGAAAUAGUCGAGAUACUGGGUCCCCAGAUCGUGGAACUGCUAGAGGGCAAGGGAAACGGCAAGGAGGGCAAUUUCCAGGGCAAGAUCAACAACCUGUCGCGGUUGCAGGACUGCCAGGCUCUGUUGGAGGCACAGUUCAAACCAAAGAAGAUCAUAGAGGCCCCGCCUGCAAAUGAAGUUGAGUUGGCAAAGGAGGAAUGAAGAAAUAUUCGGUAGUGCCCCAUCCAAUAUAUAAUAUUCGUAUGGUAUUAAGAAACAUUGAUAUUCAAAAAUAAACGUUGGCUAUUUAUAAAGCAA
Molecule: messenger RNA, 1495 nt
Organism: Drosophila rhopaloa
Lineage: Eukaryota; Metazoa; Arthropoda; Insecta; Diptera; Drosophilidae
Product: alanyl-tRNA editing protein Aarsd1-A
Exons: 3
Coding region: 89-1399 (436 amino acids)
Biological process (GO): regulation of translational fidelity; tRNA aminoacylation
Molecular function (GO): ATP binding; aminoacyl-tRNA ligase activity; Ser-tRNA(Ala) deacylase activity
Source: RefSeq, a predicted model, not a curated record